Molecule: messenger RNA, 3741 nt
Organism: Trachemys scripta elegans
Lineage: Eukaryota; Metazoa; Chordata; Testudines; Emydidae
Gene: C14H17orf58
Product: chromosome 14 C17orf58 homolog
Exons: 4
Coding region: 1408-2385 (325 amino acids)
Molecular function (GO): protein binding
Source: RefSeq, a predicted model, not a curated record
GACUUUGUGCUGCUGGGGAAUUUGUUGGAAUAUAUAAGACAGUCCAGCUAUAAAGAAAUACCAAUUAUCUACAUGAGACAUCAACAAAAUAAAACUUCCACUCUAACUGGUAGCAACCAAAAUAAGUUUUCAUAUACCUCUGCUCUGUUUUAUUUAAAAUAAUUAAACAGAAUGGAAGUUUACCAUUUACUUCAGUGAGGGCAAAUAUCCAAUCCUAAAGCUGCAGUAUUCUCCCAACCAUUCUCUGUCUUGACUGGUAACUUGAUACAGAACAUGCCGACAGGAGCAUUAGAAAUCCAUAGAGCGUUUAUAUAUAUUUAUUCUAAUGCAUUGAUCAUUCUUAAUAAACCAUUUAAGCUUAAACUAAGUGAUAGAUACUACAACAUUCAGCAAUCUUUUGGGGCCUUUCAUUGCAUAGCUUUCCUCUGUUUGUAAAGAUGGGCUUCAGUAAACAGGCUACAGGAUAUUUCUAAUGACCUUUAACAACACUUGUCUGGUGCUUUUUGUGUUCAAAGCACUAAACAGGCAUAAACUAACUGAUUAAUCCUCAUAACAUCCCUUAUCAGGCAGUGGGGUAAGCAGCUUCAGUGAACAUCUGGCUUGGUAAUAAGAAGAAAAGUCCUCAACUGUUUAAACUGGAUAUAUAGAAACAAGCAUAUUGGGCUAAAUGAAUCCUACAUCAAUAAAGUUACGUUCAAGAUGAAUUUGGCUGUGUGUGUGUAAGGUGAGAGGCGGGGUGUCAGAGUUCUAGAUACUUAUUCAAAUUACUGAAACCGGGUUUUAAAAUAAAUUGAAACUACUACAGGGAACAGCGACCCUUUCUGUUGAGAAUGGACAAUGACUAUAACAAAUUUGCAAAAUCCCCAUGAAGUAAGGGCUGAAAUAACCAGAUGUACAAUAUAAUUGACCUUAAAAAAACAUGCACCCAUUAUAACCAACUGUGCAUAAAUGCUCAGCACAUCUCUCCCUGUCCCCAAAGUAGCUGCUAACAUGUAGUGGUGAUGUGUUCCCUGAUUCUGUAUGCUGCAUUUUAAUGUAGUUCCUUGUAUCCAAUUAUGCGUUGAUAUGUUUUGUACAGAUUCCCCUCAGAGGUAGGGAAGGAAAACAAGACCCCAACCCCGACUACUUUGAGUAGAGAGUAGGAGUUUAGGGAAGAUUCGUUUAAUCAAGCAAAGACAAAACUGACAUUUCAGGCAAUUGUAUCCAGCGUGGGGGGGCUCCAUGCACAUUUCUCUUAGGAAGUGGCAGUGGGAGGCUAGCAGGAUUGCGGCAGCUUGGUCUUGCUCCAAUGGUUUGUCCAGGGAGCGAUUCAUGUUUCCCCUAAGGCUGCCUCUCAUUAGCAUGAACCAGGGGGAAGGGCAUAAAAGACUCCAGUUCAUUUAGAGUCUGGAAAAGGUUUCCUUCAGAAUGACAACCAAAGCAUUCUGGCUCCUCUGUUUUGUCAUGGGACCAUCGUCCAACUUGGUGGCAGGAUACCUGCCCUAUAUCGGAAAACCCAUUCGGGCACUCAGCAAGGAUGGGUACAGUGCAGCAGACUCCACACCAAGCCAAGCUAAGUUCCCAUUUAGAGGCAGCAGUGUUGGUGAAGAGAAUCAAACAGAGCAUUGGUUGCUGUCUCCAGCUAACCUCCAGUGGCCAAAAGCUGCUGACAUCCUCUCAGUCUCACCAGAGAAAAAGAAAAAGGCCAAGACCUCAGUGGAAAACAAUACAGGGCUGAGGAAAGAGCCUCACCAGGAUGGCAGGGUCCUGGCUUCCGAGAGCCACAUGGAGGGACCUCCUUCUGCUUCUUUUUACUUCAAUCAUGCAAACAGAAUGCAGGCAGAUAGGUUUCAGUCCGAGUCAGCGAACAGCAUCUCAGCACGCUUCCACCAUAGAGCAUUUUCCCAUUAUAAAGGCAGAUCCUUGACUUUAGCUGAGAUGCAUCCUUUCCAAGACACAGGGGCAGUUGAGACAGAAGAUCCCAAUAUGGUGGAUCACCUCAACCAACCUGGCAAGAUGAAUCCCUACAAACAGCACGACCCUAUAAGAAACGUCAGCAAGCCCUCCUGGGUCACCAACCGCCAGUCAUCGAGCCUGCUGUAUCACUUCAACGUGCUAAAGAAAGUUCUAGAUGCUGACAACAAGGAGAAGGUGUGCCUGACGGAGUGCAGGAGGGAGAAGGAUGAAGCAGAGGCUUUCUGUGUGAGUGAAUUUGGAAGUAGAUACAUUGUGAUGGGUCAGAUCUACCACAAGAGACGGCAGCUACCUGCCCUUCUGCUGCAGUUCCUGAGAGGGCGUCUGCGGCCAGGAGAUGGGCUGCUAAGCAGCGGCAGCAACUAUGUAAAAAGAUUCAACAGGAAGAGGGAUCGUAAAGUUCAAGGGGUAGCUCACACCAAGUGUGGAUGAGGCUAUGGUCCUAACUGCUUUACUACGGCAUAAGCAGCGCUGGCAGUCAGCUAGCAGAACAAAACUGGUCUCUCCUUGAAUUGAGUCUGACCUUCCUGCCAUAGUAAGGAUCCUCUUCGAGUGACUACAGCUCAGCUCUUGCUUAAUUCUGUCUCCAGUACUGAUGAACACCUGGUGUCUUAUAGGGUUUACAAAACAAUGUUUCCUUCAAAGGUUCUGGUUAUAUACAGAUACCAAUAUAGUGUGCAAAAAGAAGAAAAAAAACAACAACCAACGACCCACAGCCUAGGAAUCAAACCUAUUCACUCACUGUAGAGAACAUUAACUGGUUAGUGGAUUUCCCUUUAAAUAUAGGUUAUCCUUUUUGUAAUACAUAAUUUAAAUCCUAAUAUUUGGAAAAUAACCCAUUAUGAUUAUUUUUAGAGCUAAAUUCUUUUGUCAGCACCUCAUGUAUAUCAGGAGUAACUGGAGUCACUCUGGCUUUACACCGCUUUAACUGAGAACAGCUGUCUCUUACUGCUUAGAUUAAUAUUCAGAACUGUGUAUUUCAUAGUAUUAAAGUUCUCAGUGCAACGAGAUUAUAAAAACGAGCAUUCAAACCCUAACUCUGUAACGUGUUGCAUGAUCAUUUGUAGCUCAACGGCUGCACAGCAUAAAUACGUAGACAUUUGUUUUGAAACACUAUCAAAUUAAGAAUUCUGACAAAUAAAAUUUUUGCAGCACUUUGGUUUCCUCAAAGUACAUAAGACUGUUUUUUUAAACAAUGUCUAAUUAUACCAUUUUUCUCAAAUAUAAGGGACCAGAUUUUUCUGGUCAUUUAGAAACAUGUUCAACAUACAUAUGCCACAGCACACCUUAUUGGAGCCUACACAUAUGCUCGGAGAUUGAUCCAUUUGUAGAUUCCAAGGCUAGAUGGCACAAUUGUGAUCAUUUAAGUUGACCUCCUGCAUAACACAGGACAUACAACUUCCCCAAAAUAAUUCCUAAAGCUUUUUCUAAAACAUCCAUUCUUGAUUUUAAACUUGUCAGUCAGUGAUGGAGACUCCACCAUGACCCUUGGUAAAUUGUUCCAAUGUUUAAUUACCCUUUUAAAAAUUUAUGCCUUAUUUCAUUAAUUGAAUACAAAUCAUGCACAAAUAGCCAAUUAGUAUGUGUAGUUACCUAUUUGCAUGUACAAAUUAUGGUAUUGAGGCAUGCAACUCAGUCAUGCAAUUGCAUACACAUUUUGCAUGCCUAAUUACUCUUCUGAAGUGGAUGUUCAACCCUGAAACUAUUGAGUGUAUUUGGUAUAAUUUUUCUAUGAAGACAAGUGUAUGAGGUUUAUAUCUGCAAACCAGUAAAGCUACCUUUGAAUCA